GCGCAAAUAGCAAGAUGGGCUAAUACAUCAAUCACUGGAUUGACUUACUACCCUAUUCCUAGCGAAACAUUCAUGCGGUCGUAUCUUCGAUACCAACUGGCGCCCGUCUUAUGCUCUAUGAACGUACAGGAAUGUAGGAAUGCGGCUAAUCUACAGUUCCGCGAGCUCGUUUCAAAUGGUGUUGAAGUUCCAGUGAACAGCCGUAACUGGGUGUACUGCAAUGGUCUUCGUGACGGAACUGAAGCAGAUUUCAAUUUCCUGUGGAAUCGUUUCCAGACACACAAUGUGUACACUGAGAAAAUUCAGCUUCUUAUGGUCCUGGGUUGUACUCCUCAUAAUAAUUCCCUUAAUACGUUCCUGAACGCAAUAGUCCAGGAUAACUACAUAAUACGCCCACAAGAUUACACGACCGCUUUUAAUUCAGCCGUAAGCGGUAACGAGGGCAACACUCAAAUCGUCUUCCAAUAUGUUCGGAAUAACCUCGCAGCUGUUAUCCAAGCAUUUGGGUCUGCGACUACGCCACUGUCCUAUAUCUCUGCAAGACUAAGAACAGAAGCUGAAAUCGAUGCGUUCCAAUUAUGGGCGAAUGAAACCCGAACGGCAUUAGGUGACGACUUUCAAGCUGUGUAUGAUGGCGCUGAAAAUUCUCGUGAAAGUAUUCGAUGGGCAGAGGCAGUGUCAGAAGAUAUUAAUGACUACUUCGUCAACGGUGACUCUAAUAUUGUAACAAGUACAUCGUCCCCUGAAGUAGUAACAGAUCCCAUUACUGUAACAGCUCCACCUCUAGUUGAGCCUGAAACACCUACGAUACCCGAUUCAGCAGCGUCCCGCUGGUUUUUGUUACUUUUUGGGUCAGCCCUUAUCAAGGGCAUCUUAAGCUUUAGCCCCGUUCCCGUGCCAGACGAAGAAUGGGAGGAAUUUUACCGGAUGCUAAGAGACCCAGCCUAUCGUUUGCCAACUACAACUCGGCCGCGACAUUACGAAGUAACUUUAACUCCUUAUUUUGAUAUUGUGCCAAUAAAUACAACAGCAUUCACUUUCGAUGGUGAAGUAACAAUUAAUAUUAGUCCAACCGAAGCCAAUGUUACUGAAAUAGUUAUGCAUUGUAAUGAUCUCACGAUCAACUCUGUAAGUGUUCUUUCGCAAAGCAGCUUAGAAGUCAACACGCCGAAUCAAACACUCGAGUGUAUCUCGCCUUACAGCUUUCUCAGGAUUAGCACAACCACGCCCUUGCAACUUGGUGAGGAAUAUAUCGUGAAAAUGACUUUCAGAGGCAAUUUGCAAACUAAUAUGCGAGGUUUUUACCGAAGUUGGUAUAAUGACACUACUGGAAGAAGAUGGAUGGGUACCACACAAUUUCAACCGGGUCAUGCUCGUCAGGCGUUUCCUUGUUAUGACGAACCGGGUUUUAAAGCAACCUUCGAUAUAACAAUCGUAAGAGAGCAAGACUUUAGCCCAACUAUUUCUAAUAUGCCUUUGAAAACCAGGGAAACGCUCGCAAAUGGAAGAGUUGCAGAAACUUUUCAUACAACUCCUGUGACUUCUACAUACUUGCUGGCUUUUAUCGUUUCCCAUUAUAUUGUUGUGGCCACUAAUAACAAUACGAUAAGGCCAUUCGAUAUCUACGCCCGAGACAACGCCGGUUCUACUGGAGAAUGGUCUCUUGAAGUGGGAGAAUUGCUCUUAGAAGAAAUGGAACAAUACACUCAAAUUUCUUACUAUAAUAUGACUUCAAAUAUGAAUAUGAAACAAGCUGCUAUUCCCGAUUUCUCCGCUGGCGCUAUGGAAAACUGGGGGCUCUUAACGUACAGGAUGAUGGAAUACGGAAAAACGCGCAAAGGGCCGCUGCCUGGAGGUCGCCAGGGCGCGUCUGGAGGUGGCGCUGGACGCGACAGAAUGCGAACCGCCAGCCGAGCGAGAGGUGCUGCACGACCUCCCAUCAGACCCUCGCAUCCAUCAUCCCCACCAGCUGGCUUAGUGUCGGCAGGGUCUUCGCGGGCCCAGCAAUCGGCACCCGCCACUGGUGGAGUACGCCGCAUGCGAUGGACAAUCAAAAUUAAUACCAACGCACUGCGGGCGUAUUUUAGGGCGAAAGGGGGAGAAGUUGGAGGUUUGGCAUAUCGGGCUAGGAUGCAUCGUCAUUUUACUAAGCUGGAGCCAUCUAUAACCGUCACAGAGCAAAACCUGGCAGACCGAGUUCGGUAUAUCUUGAGCUCAAAUAUAUUUGAUGUCGCCGAACUCGAACGGCUACGACGUAAGGCUGUUCCUUCAUCGGGUGAAAAUGCUAAGGCUGAGGAUGGGGCGCCACAACUUGCAGAGCAAACGACAAACGUGGAUGCCGCCAUGAAUACCCCAGUUGUGGUUGAUUCAAACGAUGAUGGAACAAUCGCCCUGGAACUUGAACUAGAGCAAAUGAGGAGUACAUUGGAGGAGGCGAUUGUGGAAACGCGCAGUACGCCUCUCGAAAAUCGACCGCGACUUCCCCGCAUAGCUCAAAGCAAGCGGAAUCGGGCUGUCGUGAGGGCUCUGAACUCAAUGCUGGUGACCUAUUUGGAAGCCAGCCGGCUGACCCUCCGAGAUGGCCGAGAAGCUCUGAUAUUGUAUGACCCUCUCAAUUCGAAUCAUCACUACAAACAACGAGUCGCCAAUAUUGUGUCCCAUGAAAUAGCCCAUAUGUGGUUCGGUAACCUCGUGACUUGCGCAUGGUGGGACAAUCUAUGGCUUAAUGAAGGAUUUGCUAGAUUCUAUCAAUAUUAUCUUACGCACGCGGUCCAACCAGAGCUUGGCUAUGACAUUCGUUUCAUUGUUGAACAACUGCAGACUGUUAUGAUCGCUGACUCAAUUGAUUCCGCGCACGCUCUCACUAACCCAGCUGUCAACGAUCCGAGCAGUGUCAGUGCCCACUUUUCGACCAUUACCUAUGCCCGAGGAGCAUCUGUAAUUAGAAUGACGCAACAUCUUCUUGGAGAUAGCACCUUCGUGAAAGGCCUCCGCCGUUAUCUAAACGAAAGAAAAUAUGAUGUGGCUGAGCCUCAUCAUCUAUUCGAGGCUCUUGACGCUGCUGCUGUUGAAGAUAAUGCACUAUCCGCUUACAAUGGUGUAACAAUAGACACAUACUUCAGAUCUUGGUCAGAGAAGGCCGGGCAUCCAUUACUGACUGUCACUAUUGACCAAGUAACAGGAGGCAUGACUGUGACUCAGUCUCGUUGGGAACGUAACACUGGUGUAUCACAGUACCCAAGCCUUUGGUACGUACCUAUUACUUGGACAAGAGGAGGAGAACCUGACUUCAAUAACUUGAAACCAUCGCAGAUUAUCUCGGCUCAAACCACGGUCAUUCAAAGAAACACCUCAGGAUUGGAGUGGGUUUUGUUUAAUAAACAAGAAUCUGGCUUCUACAGAGUCAACUAUGACGAUAUUAACUGGUCUCUUCUGACCAGAGAGUUGAGAGGAGAUAACAGAACCGUUAUCCAUGAACUGAAUCGCGCUCAGAUUGUGGAUGAUUUGUUUGCACUUGCGAGAGCAGGCGUGAAGUCUUACGAUAGGAUUUACAACAUCGUGUCGUUCCUUGAGUUCGAAGAUGCAUAUGCACCGUGGAUUGCGGCCAUUAAUGGUUUCAAUUUCGUUAUAAGGCGGCUGGCUCAUGAUACAACAAACCUUCAAAAAUUAUACGACAACAUAAAAUCACUUAGUGUUGCAAUUACUCAAAGGCUUGGUUAUUCCGAAAUUGCCGGGGAGUCAUACAUGGAUGGUCUACUCAGGAUGCAUGUCCUAACGUUCCUUUGUAAUAUUGGUCACGAGCAAUGUAUAUCCGAAGCGAAGACAAAUUUCCAAAACUGGAGAAAUGGUGAAUUCAUUAAUGCAAAUAUGCGUCCCUGGGUAUAUUGCGUAGGCCUUCGUGAGGGAACCGAUGAAGAUUUUACAUAUUUCUGGAACCGUUACUUGACUGAAGACCUUGCCAGUGAAAAGGUUGUGAUGUUAGAGGCAGCUGGUUGCAUUAACAAUCAAUCUACCUUAUGGAGAUACCUGGAUGCCAUCGUUGCUCUAGACGAUGCAAUAAGGCCACAGGAUUACAACACUGCAUUGUAUUCUGCAGUGACCGGCAAUGAAGAUAAUACAAUGAGAAUGUUUGAAUGGUUAAAGAACAAUAUUGCUCCAGCUACUACAGCGUUAGGCAGCUUAGCCACUCCUAUUAGUUACAUAGCUGCACGUCUUUUGAAUGAACAACAAAUCGCUGAGUUCCAAGCAUGGCUAGAAGCAAACCGGGACGUUUUAGGUACGGCAUAUAAUACUGGUAUUAGCGGCAUUGCUUCGACGAGGUCUAAUCUUGAAUGGUCUUCGAGCCGCAUGACAGAAAUGGAGAGAUACUUCGAAGUGGGUUAUGUCGAAGAUACCAUUGUCAUUGACGGUGGUGAAGAGCAACCAGAAGUUGAUGGUGCUGAAGAAAUUGAAGAAGAAGAAGUAGAAGAAGGAGGAGAAGGUGAAGAAGAUGGUGAAACGGAUUCUGCUAGUGUUGCGGCGCUUAGUAUCAUGACUCUUGUUACAACUGUUGCCUUUAAUAUAAUGGUUUAG
Molecule: messenger RNA, 4572 nt
Organism: Parnassius apollo (apollo)
Lineage: Eukaryota; Metazoa; Arthropoda; Insecta; Lepidoptera; Papilionidae
Source: the annotation of a GenBank genome assembly